Messenger RNA from Oncorhynchus nerka (sockeye salmon), 2611 nucleotides. Its product is annotated as RNA-binding protein 26-like. Gene Ontology annotation, cellular component: nucleus. The record is from RefSeq and is a predicted model, not a curated record. Lineage: Eukaryota; Metazoa; Chordata; Actinopteri; Salmoniformes; Salmonidae. Gene Ontology annotation, molecular function: RNA binding. The coding region runs from base 29 to 1849 and encodes 606 amino acids. The transcript is spliced from 13 exons.
CUCUCUCCCAGGCCAGUAUGACUCUGACAUGUAUAACCCUGAGGAUCCCAGCCUCACCAACACCUCCAGACCAGUGUAUCGCCACAGAGUCAACGCCCAAAGACCCAACCUCAUAGGACUGACUAUGGGGGAGGACCUGCCUCCCAGAGACAGAGAUCAGAUGCCCAACAGAAUGAGGAUCGUUCUGGACUCGGCCUCCAGGAAGAGAUCUGCUGUGUCACACCACGGAGCACUGCUCCCCAAGAAACCCUGGUCCGACAAACCUAACUUCAACCAGCAGAACCUCCAGGGUGGGUUCCACAACAAGAACCCUCAGAACCAGAACCAGAAGGCUCCGUUUGGGUCAAACACCAAGCUGUCGGUCCUUCAGAUCCCCCAGGGACUCAACAACAUCUCCAAGCUUAACCAACACUUCAGCAAGUUCGGGACUAUCGUCAACCUGCAGGUAACCUAUGGUAAUGACCCGGAGGGGGCCCUGAUCCAGUUCGACAGUCACGAGGAGGCUAAGCGUGCCCUGCAGAGUCCUGAGGCGGUUCUCAACAACCGCUUCAUUAGAGUCCUCUGGCACUGUGAGGACGAGAUGGGACAGCAGGGAAUGGGACAGCAGGGACAGCAGGGAAUGGGACAGCAGGGACAGCAGGGAAUGGGACAGCAGGGACAGCAACACCAUCAACCACAGCCACUCAUGCAGGUGCAGCAGCCAGCCACUAGUCUGAAACAGUCCGUCAAAGACCGUCUGGGCCCUCUGCCUGCCGACAGCUCAGAGCCCAACCAAGACUCUCGUGUUGCCUCACAGAAUGACUUUAAAUCCAACCUAUCAAUGAAGGAGAGGCUGGGCUUCGCGUCUAAACCAGGAAGUACCCCUAGUGGACCGGCAGGAAAGGUGUUCUCCACCUCUACGGGGCUGACUAAGACAGUGUACAACAUGGCUGCUCUGAAAGCAGCUCAGAAGACGGCUCUGUUCGCUGGGGUCGCUGCUACAGAGGAGGCUAUGAAGAAUAAACAGGAAGCCCUGCGGCUCCAACAGGAAAUGAGGAAGAAGAAGCAGGAAAUCCUGGAGAAACACAUUGAGACUCAGAAGCUGUUGAUCUGUAAACUGGAGAAGAACAAGACGAUGAAGGCGGGAGACAAGGCGGUGAUCAUGACAACACUGGGAACGCUGACCAAGAGUAUUACCAAACUACAGCAAGAGAUUAAAGGGCUCUCUAACCCUUCGGGAGUACGGGGGGCGCCCAAGAGCAAGGCUCAGGCUCAGAAGGAGUUGCUGGACACAGAACUGGACCUGUAUAAGAAGACCCAGUCUGGAGAAGAUACCGUUCAGCUGAAGAUCAGAUAUACACAACUACAGUUAGAGGCAGCUAAGAGGGGGAUCCUGGCUCCAGGGCGGGGCAGAGGGGCCCAUGCUCGAGGCCGUGGGGGCCUGAGAGGCAGGGGGAGGGGAAGGGGUGGCCGGGGGAGGGGUCUCCCUGUCCACUCUACAGUAGAUCACAGACCCAGAGCCCUGGAGAUCUCUGGCUUUACGGAGACUGACCUCCAGGAUCUACUGCCACACUUUGCUCAAUUUGGAGAGUUGGAGGACUGUCAGAUAGACGAGCCAUCCUGUCUGGCUGUUAUCACCUACAGGAGCAGACCAGAGGCUGAACAGGCUGCGCUACACAGUGUCCGUCUGAACGGCAGUGAUCUGCGUCUGUCCUGGCACAAGCCUGCCGUCUCCCUGACCUCCCAGGAGCCUGAUGAGCAGGAGACGGAUCAUGACGAGUUCCAGGAAGAGUCGCUGAUUGAUGAUGCGUUGCUCCAGGACGACGACGAGGAGGAUGACGACAACGAACCCCGCCCCUGGCGCAGAUGAAGACGGCCCCUGAUUGGACGAAAUGCUAACGCAAUUUUUUUUUUUUUUCUUUGCAGUUUCUGAUUGGCUGUUUUUUUUUAUUUUAUUUUUUUAACUACUAGACUCAUUUCACAAUAGGUCAGAACCUAAACAGUUAAUUAAUUCUGUUGUGGCGAUUCAGAAUAUUUACUAGACAAAGUCACGUGGGAGUUUCAUGUAAAUAUAGUGGUUUAUUCUUCCUGCUUUUAAUUUGUAAAAGUAGUUUAACAUGAAGAUUGGUACAGUUUUUUAUUGUUUAUUUUUUUGCUUAUUGAAUUGAAAUGAAAAUGAUACUAGAUUACUUUAAGGGGAAAAACAAAAUUGACGUUGACCGAUCAGAUCAAAAUGAUGCCAUAAAAGAGUCGUUGUGUUGAAUCGCCUGAUGAGUAGAAUGGUGAACUUAACGACGGAGAGUUUUGACUGUGUGUGAUAUUAGAUUCUGCUUCUCGUGUAAAUAUUUUCUGUCUGGAUUUUAAUGAUUUGUAAUGACGAGCUUUGCUUUGGGAUUCUUUCUUUCUUGGAUUUAUUUUUGAAAUGUCAAAAAAAAAUAAAAUAAAAAACUUUAAAAUGGUCAAAAAAAUAAAUAAAAAAUUAGCUGCAAAAGAAAACGUCCUGAAAAACAAAACCCUGCAGCUGUGAUGGCAUUGAUGAAACUAAACCAAUACAAAAACAUCCCACAAAAAGAGCUGACAAAAUAAAGACCAUUUUAAAAAAUUAAAAAAUAAUAAAAAUGUUUCACAAAAA